AUGGCUAGGGCUCCUUGCUAUUCUCAACACCCUUCACUUAACCGUGGGGCUUGGACUGCUCAUGAAGAUUAUAAACUGGCCCGAUACAUCAAAAUCCAUGGCGAGGGUAGAUGGAGAUCCCUUCCACACAAAGCAGGUCUCAAGCGAUGUGGAAAGAGUUGUAGAACCCGUUGGUUGCACCAUCUCCAUCCUGAUGUUAAGAGGGGGAACAUUUCAGCCGAUGAAGAGGAGCUUAUCGUUAGAUUGCAGGGACUCCUUGGUAAUAGAUGGGCAAUGAUAGCAGGGCGACUGCCCAGUCGAACAGCCAAUGAAAUCAAGAAUUACUGGAACACUCAUAUCACCAAGAAGACCUCGCGAGAGAAGGAAACUAUACUGAGUGACCGUGUGUGGAAAUCUAUUCCUGUUAAAACAACAUUGGCGAGAAAAGCGAAGGGCCCCAAGGAAUAUCCAAGCUUUGUAAAGGAAAAUCAUGACUUGAAUUCCGCUGGUUCUUCACAAAUUUCAAGGAUCUCUAAGUGUUUGAAAAAGGAUGAUUCUCAAAGCCUCGAAUUUAGUAUUGUAGAAUCAGGAUUUCCGUCGCCCUGCUAUUCCAUACAAGAUUUUCACACGGAUGAAGUUGAACAAGCUUCUCUUUCUCUGAAGAUAAAUGUUGAACAAGCGAUGACUUUUAUAGAAGAGCAAGAAAUAGUGGAGAUUAUUUAUAAUACGCAGCAAAAUUAUGGGAUAAUUGAACCGCAAGAUUUGCAGAAGUCAAGCAUGGGGUGGUUGAGUACACUGUUAUUGGAAUCUGAGGAAGAUUGA
Molecule: messenger RNA, 801 nt
Organism: Cryptomeria japonica (Japanese cedar)
Lineage: Eukaryota; Viridiplantae; Streptophyta; Pinopsida; Cupressales; Cupressaceae
Product: transcription factor MYB1-like
Exons: 3
Coding region: 1-801 (266 amino acids)
Source: RefSeq, a predicted model, not a curated record